CGAGGAAGCUCAGUGCGUUGUGUGUGGUUUCGGAUGUACGCUUGUGCGCGACACACACAUAUGACACGAUACAGGCUCGGAGCGAGGCGAAAGAAGACAAUAUGUCAAUGUUUGUCGUGUUUAAUGCCAUCAGCGUUUUGCUGUCAUGCUUCCAGUAGUAUUACAGAGGUGAGCGGGGAUGUCUGGCUGCGCAGCGCUGAUUGACGGACCGGAGCGGCUGUGCUUGUUUUAACGCGCAACGAUCUUUUCAGCUCGCGCGCGAACUUUGCGAGAACUUUGAAGCAUCGCUUUUCUUCCAGAAGAGCAAGGUGAAACAGCAUGGCGACACAAAACGAUUGCUGUGUCAAGGUCUCUGUAAGGAUCAGGCCACAGAUGGCAAAGGAAAAGAUCGAGGGAUGUCACAUCUGCACCUCCGUGACUCCCGGAGAGCCCCAGGUGCUCCUGGGAAAAGACAAGGCCUUCACGUAUGACUUUGUGUUUGACCUGGACGCCCACCAACACCAGAUCUACAGCGCCUGUGUUCAGAAGCUCAUCGACGGUUGCUUUGAAGGAUACAAUGCAACUGUCUUUGCUUACGGACAGACUGGUUCAGGAAAGACGUACACCAUGGGCACCAGCUUUGAUAUGACCAUGUCUGAGGAGGAGCAGGGCAUCGUUCCUCGGGCAGUGCGACAGCUCUUUCAGGGCAUUCACAAACGCAGACUGGAGGCACAGAGAGCUGACAAUCCCGAACCAGAAUUCAAAGUCAGCGCCCAGUUCCUGGAGCUGUAUAAUGAGGAGAUCCUUGACCUGUUUGAUAGCACACGCGACCCGGAGACUCGAGGCAGGAAGUCCAACAUUAAGAUCCACGAGGAUGGCAGUGGCGGCAUCUACACUACAGGAGUGACCUCACGGCUGGUCAACUCUGAGGACGAGCUUCUGCAGUGUCUGAAGUUGGGUGCUCUGUCCCGUACCACAGCCAGCACACAGAUGAACGCCCAGAGCUCUCGCUCUCAUGCCAUCUUCACCAUCUACCUCUGCCAGAUGAGAGUGUGCUCGCAACCGCACCUGGAGAACGGCGAGAUGAACGGUGAAUCUGACGGUUCCAUCUCUCAGCCUGAGUAUGAGACGCUCACUGCUAAGUUUCACUUCGUGGACCUGGCGGGUUCAGAGCGCCUCAAACGCACAGGAGCCACUGGAGAGAGAGCGAGAGAAGGCAUCUCCAUCAACUGCGGCCUGCUGGCCCUGGGUAAUGUGAUCAGUGCAUUGGGAGAUCAGAGCAAGAAGGCCGGCCAUGUGCCGUACAGGGACUCCAAACUCACACGCCUGCUUCAAGACUCACUGGGAGGAAACAGUCAGACUGUGAUGAUUGCCUGCGUGAGCCCCUCUGACCGAGACUUCAUGGAGACCCUCAACACUCUGAAGUACGCUAACCGCGCUCGCAACAUCAAGAACAAAGUGAUCGUGAAUCAGGACAAAACCAGUCAGCAGAUCAGCGCCUUGCGAGCCGAGAUUGCACGUCUGCAGAUGGAGCUCAUGGAGUAUAAAGCGGGAAAGCGAGUGGCCUGUGAAGAUGGAUCCGAGGGAUUUAGCGAUUUGUUUCAGGAGAACUCGAUGCUUCAGAAGGAGAACGAUACGCUGCGUAUGAGAGUCAAAGCCAUGCAAGAGACAAUUGACCACCUCAACACACGGGUCACUCAGCUCCUUACAAACGGAGUUAACCUGCUGCUCACAAAGACAGACAAAUUGUUUUCAUUUUACUCAGGCGAAACAAAUGAGGAGAUUGGUAAUCUAAUCCAGAACUACAUUCGAGAGAUUGAAGAGCUGAGGUCUAAACUGCUGGAGAGUGAGGCCAUGAACGAGUCUCUGAGGCGGAGUUUGUCUCGUCUCUCUUCCCGCUCUCCAUACCCCCCUUCUCACCCCGCUGCUCCAGGACUCUCUCUUUGCUCCUCCCCCUCCGUUUCCGUGGAUGCGGAGAUGACAGAUGUCAUUCGUCAAGCCAAAUUAGACGUGGAGAGGCUGAAGAAGAAGGAGAAAAACCAGAGGAGGAAGAGUCCUGAUAAAGAAAAGGGUUUAAAGAAGAGAGCCAAACUUCUUCCUCAGGAAAAUGGUGAAAAAAGCGAGAAUGAAUUGAGCAGAGAAAUUGUGGAGAGACGAGAAAAUGGAGAUGGGGAUUCUGAUAAUGAACCUGAGGAGGAUGGCAUGUAUCCCCUUCAGGAGGACGACCAGGUGGAGAGCGGUUGUGAUGAAGACGAAGAGGAGGAAGAGGAGAACCGCGAGGACGAAGAGUUCGACAGCGACGAGAGCCUGGUGGACUCGGACUCUGAUUCAGAAGAGAAAGUGAACCUCCAGGCGGAUCUGGCGGAUCUGACGUGCGAGAUCGAGAUCAAGCAGAAACUCAUAGACGAGCUGGAGAACAGCCAGCGACGGCUGCUCACGCUGAAGAACCGGUACGAGGAAAAACUCAUUCUGCUUCAGAACAAGAUCAGAGACACGCAGCUGGAGAGAGACCGUGUGCUGCAAAACCUCAUGUCCAUGGAGAACUACACUGAAGAGAAGGCCAGUAAGAUCAAAUCAGACUACGAGAAGCGUCUGAAGGAGAUGAACAGAGACCUGAUGAAGCUGCAGGCCGCUCAGAAAGAACACGCUCGUCUGCUGAAGAACCAGGGACGCUAUGAGAGAGAGCUGCAGAAACUGCAGUCUGAAGUGACGGAGAUGAAGAAAGCCAAGGUGGCCCUGAUGAAGCAGAUGAAAGAAGAACAGCAGAGGAGGAGGAUGAUCGAGGCUAAGAGGAACAGAGAAAUCGCACAGCUAAAGAAAGAACAGCGACGACAAGAGUAUCAGAUUCGUUCUUUGGAGUCUCAGAAGCGUCAACAGGAGAUGGUGCUGAAAAGAAAAACGCAGGAAGUGACAGCGCUGAGGCGGCUGGCCAAGCCCAUGUCAGAGCGUGUGGCGGGACGGGUGACUCGCAGACUCACCAGCGUGGACUCUGGAGUAGAGCUUUUUGCAAGCACGACCACGACUUCCACUGAACCCGAAUCUACACGCUCAGUGUCCAGCAUCAUACGCCAGUGGAACACCAAACUCGAUGGAUACCUGGGAGAGAAUGACAACCAUGGGAGUGCGGGAAAAAUGGCAAGCAGCAGGAAGAAAUUCCAAAGGAAGAGUACAAGCCCUGGUUUCUCAAAAUCAGCCCGACAGAAGUGGGUAGCUCUGGAGAGAAGAAUCAUGGACAUUGUGAUGCAACGAAUGACCAUCACCAAUGUGGAAGCUGAUAUGGAUCGAUUGAUCAAGAAACGUGAAGAGCUGUCCGUGCAGCAGGAGGCGCUGUUGCGUAAGAGAGAGAAGUUACUGAACGAGAGCUUCAGAGAGGAAGAGGAGGAGAGACUCCUUCAGGAGAUGAAUGAGGAGAUUGAGGUUCUCAAUGCCAACAUUGACUACAUCAGUGACAGUCUGUCAGACUGCCAGGCCACCAUCGUACAGAUCGAGGAGACCAAGGAUGAGCUGGAUUCUGUGGACACGUCAGUGGUCAUCAGCUCGUGCUCACUGGCUGAAGCUCGGUCUUUACUAGAUUACUUCCUCAAAGCCUCCAUUGACAAGGGCUUGCAGGUUGCUCAGAAAGAGUCUCAGAUUCGACUCUUGGAGGGUCAGUUACGGCAGACGGAUGUGAUUGGCUCCUCCCAAAAUCACAUGAUCCUGGAUGCUCUGAGAGAAAAGGCAGAAUGUAUCCCUGAAUUACAGGCCCUAAUUCACAAUGUCCAACAGGAGAACGGCUAUGCAAGCACAGAUGAAGAGGCGUCUGAGUUAAGUCAGGCAUCAGAGAGCUGUUUCCCUCAAAUGAAGUUGUCUGCCAGUCAAGAUGACAUUAAAAGAAAGGUUGAGCCUCGACUCUCUGUACAAAUGAAGGCGGUGUCUGCCGAGUACCUAGGACCCAUUCUGGACCCCACCACCAAGAACAUCACCAAGUCACUGGCGUCCCUCUCAGAGAUCCACGAGAACGGCCUGCUCCUUAAAGAGCUGUAUUCUAGGGAGCUGGUGACACGAACCAUCUGCCUCCCGGUUAGAGGACACACUUUCCCAAGGCAGUCCAGAGGGUCAGACACAUCUCCGUUAACAAGGAGGCAGUCUUAUGACCGAGGACAGCCAUACAGAAGUCCUGAUGUCGGAUACACCCCUCCCUCAUCACCUCCUCUCCGAACACGGAACGACCGCAACGUGUUUUCCCGCCUGACCAGCAACCAGAGUCAGGGCUCGGCGCUCGACAAGUCGGAUGACAGCGACUCCUCUCUCUCGGAGGUGCUCAGGGGUGUGAUCAAUCCCACAGGUGGGCUGAAGGGGGGCAGGACGGCCCCUCUGCAGUGCGUAGCGAUGGCUGAGGGUCACACCAAACCCGUGCUCUGUCUGGAUGCUACAGAUGAACUGCUUUUCACUGGCUCCAAAGAUCGUACCUGUAAGAUGUGGAACCUUGUGACGGGGCAGGAAAUCGUGACUCUGAAGGGACACCCAAACAAUGUAGUGUCUGUCAAAUACUGUCGCAACUCCUGCCUGGUCUUCACUGUUUCCACCUCGUAUAUCAAAGUGUGGGACAUUCGGGACUCUGCUAAGUGUGUCCGGACAUUCACGUCAUCGGGUCAGGUGGUCUCAGGGGACGCCUGUGCUGGUACAACCACCCGCACCAUAACUACAGCCCAGGGCGAGUACCAGAUCAACCAGAUCGCCCUCAAUCCCUCCGGAUCCGUGCUGUACGCUGCUGCCGGCAAUACCGUCCGUACUUGGGACCUCAACAGAAUGCAGGCCACAGGGAAGCUGACGGGACAUAUCGGGUCAGUCAUGUGUCUUACGGUGGGUUAUUCUGGUGGGGGCAAGGACCAGGUGAUCACCGGAUCUAAAGACCAUUAUGUGAAGAUAUUUGAUGUGGCGGAGGGCGCCCAGGGCAACGUCGGACCGGCUCAUAACUUUGAGCCCCCUCAUUAUGAUGGGAUUGAGUGCCUUGCCGUACACGGCGACAUCUUGUUCAGCGGUUCCCGUGACAAUGGCAUUAAGAAAUGGGAUCUGGGUCAGCAGGAACUGAUUCAGCAAAUCCCCAAUGCCCACAAGGAUUGGGUAUGCGCUUUGGCGUUCAUGCCCGGGCGACCCAUGCUCCUCAGCGCCUGCAGGGCGGGCAUGCUCAAGGUGUGGAACGUGGAUAACUUCACCCCCAUCGGAGCGAUCAAAGGCCACGACAGUCCCAUUAAUGCAAUCUGCACCAACUCCAAACAGAUUUUCACUGCCUCCAGCGACUGUCGAGUGAAGUUGUGGAGUUAUGUCCCCGGGCUCACGCCCUGUCUGCCCCGGCGGGUCUUGGCCAUCAAGGGCCGGGCCACCAGCCUCCCCUGAGCCUGCACUAAUACCUCCCGCCUCUGUGACAUGACGGUGAAGAUCUGGCAUCCGAAGAGGGGAAAGAGAAGGUGACGAACCUCUGUGUGAAGCGUUUGUUAUUGGUGCCUGCUGCUAAUUGGACGUCCGUGAGCUCAUCAAAUCCGAGUCUGACCUCCAGCGGUCGGCGGUCUCGUCCAUGAAGGAAAAGGUUUACGGUUUAUGUAGACCUGUGUUAUGGAGAUGAGACGCACCUGUAAAGGAAACCUGACGUAUGAGGAGUGAUAACCGGUUUGAGGAGCUUCUUUUUUUUUUAGGUGCUACUUCGGUCACAACACAUUUGAGCACUGUAGUGUCUGUAGAAGAAAGUGUGCACGUACACUUUCUUGUCUAAUGAAAAAUGUCCUUUGACGACUUUAUCGAUACAUUUAUCGUGACAAGGACACUGAAGAAUCCAAGAUGAAGGACGGCCACUUUAAAACCAAGUGGCACAAAAACUUUUUCGUUGUUAUUCAGAGUCAGAUGAUCUUUAGAUUUUUUGCUAGUAACUCAACCGUUUCGACUCUGUAUCCAGAACAUUCCAUAAUGACUCUUGAAGGUUUACGCUUUGUGUCUUCAGCAUUCCCGAUCCUAUUUCUAAAACACGUUGUAAUGUGCAAUAGUGUGAACUUCCACUCAUUUCAGCGCCUACGCGAGGUUUCAUUUGAACUUUCCUCAGCGACAAAAACUGCGAACCACCUUGUACAGCCCUCCUCCGACAGGCUUGGUUUGCUUUUAAACUCGUCCUCUUCUGUGUUUCCCGUUGCUGUGAAUAUUAAGUUCUUUAGCUCAGGUUUAAAUUAAGGGUGUAAAACUUUCACUGAUUCCGGGAUUUUGCUCAUGACAGGAUCCCAGCUUUAUUAUCUUUUAGAUGUGUGAAUCGAGCUCUCAGAAGUGUAAGCAGUAUUAAGAAUCUGCUGAGCGGGCAUUUCGAGGGCGUGUGUGUGUAAUAAGCCCAUCUCAUCUGGGGACUGUUGAAUUUUGUGACACUGGCAAGAUGUUCUCCUGAAGCCUGCAGAAUGAGAUGCUGCCUCAGGUUUAAGCGGCUGAUCUUACGGCGGCAAUGCCCAAGAUGUCUUUGUUGCGUAUAACUUAAGACGAUGAUUCAUAGUAUGUUUUGUUAAGAAUCUAACACUGGAUUGUUAGAUGAGAAUUGAGUUUUUUAGUCUUUUAAAUAUACAGUAAGAUUUGAAGAAUUUGAACAAAAGCUUUUGAUUCAGGAGCAGUUUUGAUAUUUUAUGGUGCUUAUGUCUGGGCCAUGUUUUUUCUUCACCAAGAAAUGAAAAUAUGUCAUUUACUUUCCCUUGUUGCCAAACCCAGUUGAAAACAACAUUUAAACAGAAUUUCCCACACUUGCUUUUUCUACACACUUGAGGUUAAUGGGGUCUGCCAUAUAGAAGCGGGUUUUUGUAUAGAAAAGAGGAGCAAGUAAAAUAUGUAUAUUAUAAAGUAUUUUUACUUUUGUGUAUUAUUAGAACAAAGUGAAUGAAAUAAUGAUUUUUUUGGUAAACCAUUUAUUUAAAGGGACAGUUCACCCCCAAAAAAUGAAAAUUCUGUCAUCGUUUACUCACCCUCAAGUUGUUCCGAAACUGUAUACAU
Molecule: messenger RNA, 6972 nt
Organism: Triplophysa rosa
Lineage: Eukaryota; Metazoa; Chordata; Actinopteri; Cypriniformes; Nemacheilidae
Gene: kif21b
Product: kinesin family member 21B
Exons: 35
Coding region: 319-5355 (1678 amino acids)
Biological process (GO): mitotic spindle organization; microtubule-based movement
Molecular function (GO): ATP binding; microtubule motor activity; microtubule binding
Source: RefSeq, a predicted model, not a curated record